This is a messenger RNA of Clarias gariepinus (North African catfish), 2055 nucleotides long. RefSeq names its product cilia and flagella associated protein 300 (gene cfap300). The record is from RefSeq and is a predicted model, not a curated record. The coding region runs from base 66 to 905 and encodes 279 amino acids. The transcript has 6 exons. NCBI's taxonomy places the organism in Eukaryota, Metazoa, Chordata, Actinopteri, Siluriformes, Clariidae.
UAGGCGCAAGUGCUCAUGGGACCUAGCUACAGCGUUUCCAUGGUAACUGUUUGGCAACAAUAAAUAUGGCGAGUGAAACGCACGGGUUUGAUCAUAUCUUUACAUUUACUUUUCUUCCAAACAAAAAGUUCACAUUCCUGGAAGAUGCACAAAUAUCAGAAUUGCUGAUGAAAUGGUCCAUGCUGGGGAGAAUUUCUGUCCAGGCCUUUAAUUUUGACCAGUUCUUUCAAUCUUACAUGAAGAAUGACUUUGCUCUGAAUUUCUUUCAGGACCCUUGUGUGAAAAACAGCUUGCAAAUCUUGGACACCUCAGGUGUAUGGAAACCUCUGGGCAGAGAUGUUACACAUGUCGAUGUACAACUUAUUCCAUGCACCAAAGUGUCUAUGGAUGUAUUUGAUCCGAUUUUCACCAGUGGAAUCGUGCAUCCUUCCGGACAUAUCGCCAAAUGUUUCCAUGAAGUACAUACUGACUUUGAUGAGUUGCGGAUGAUGCUGCUAGAAGAGGACUCUGAUAACUAUCAUGUGGUCAGUCAGUGUGACCGUAAGGAGUUCCUGUUUAGGCUGUUUAAGCACAUGGUACUGGGUGGUGAACUCUGCCAGUAUGAAGAUGUCAUCAGUCCCUACAUUGAAACGGCAAAAAACAUGUAUAAAGAUUUAGUGAGGAUGAUUAUGGCUUGUGUUAUCCCUCUGGAAGAGACAACAAGCAGACAUUCGCCUAUCUGUGCAUUGAUCCUUUCAAAAGACACGUUUAUGUCUUGUAUCACAGUUUUGGUAUUGGUCGGUUUUCUAAUAAUGGUCUUUUGUGCUCUUGAACAUUUUAUAAGUUACCCUCUUUUCUUUUGUUCUUUUCUUUUGGUUAAUAGUUUUAGUUCAUUUAGUUCUAUUCAUUAUAAAUGUCUUUCCUAAUGUUAUAAAAAUCUGUAAAGUCACAGUCACUGACAAAAUGAAAAAUUUUCUGUCAGGGUUAUAGCACCAUCUUCUGGAUAAGGGUUGCUUUAAAAGACUUAGUCCGACGAGAUUUAGUCCGACAUGGUCAGGAUUUUAUGUAAAUUCCCAAAACUACAAAGUCAUCUCACCUAUUAUUAUAUGGUCCAAACAUUAAGACCAUCAGACAUUACCCUGCCUAAAGUCCCACGGUUUAAGCUUUUCCCGAACACUUACACAUACUUACUUCCAGGAAGUUAAUCUGAAUAGGAAACCCCUGUUGACAUUGGGAAACUUAAAAUCAUUGUAUUCUGUAAAUGGCUUAGAGGGUAAAAACCAAACCUAGUCUCUAAAUAGACCACAGUUUUGUCUUUAAUGUGAGGGGACUAUACAUUAUACAUUUCACUUUACAGUGGUACAGGUAGGGAAAACACCUCCACCAACAAGAAAAAAACAUUUACAUUAACAGAAAACAACCCAAAAUUAAUACAUUUGUUUAUAUUAUAGCCACUUAACCAUUGGCCAAUUCCUCAACAUUUUUUAAUCUAUUUAGUCUAUUAAAGUAGAGUUAUGUUUACUUUAUGACAUAGUCUAUAAAGACGAAAGUACAACUAGUCCUGCUGGGCACAGGCAAAAAAUUUUUGUUUCUCUGUUUUCUCCCAUUAUUACGUCUAUCCUUCCUUCUUUUUAGUUUCUAAAAAGAAAAGAAGCUUUUAUUUGCCACGUUACAGUGCAGUGUGAAAGUCAUAUGUCCCAGUCUCGUAGGAAGUUUGGGUAUGAGUUAAGGGCUAUAAAGUAGGAGAUGAAGAAAUGGUAGUUAAUGUUUUGAAAUGAAUAGAGAAAUAAAAUGUACAUGUUAUCUAAAUAAAUAAAGAAAGUGUUUUGUCUGUAUAUCGGUCAGAACUCGCUCUUCCAAUGAUAUCUGUAGGACUGUCUGUCUGUCUGUAUAUCCAGAAUGAAUUUUAACGCACUGGGUCAUUUUGAGACAAAACUUGAUCUAUAUUCAAUCUACUUUAUUCACUCUUCGAUUAUUGAACAUGGGGUAUAUUUGGUUGUACAAUGAAAGAAGUACAACUUAGCAUAAACAAGAUGUAAAAUACUUAAAAUUUACUUCUUUUUAGCAAUAAGUUAC